Molecule: messenger RNA, 1300 nt
Organism: Eriocheir sinensis (Chinese mitten crab)
Lineage: Eukaryota; Metazoa; Arthropoda; Malacostraca; Decapoda; Varunidae
Exons: 6
Coding region: 160-996 (278 amino acids)
Source: RefSeq, a predicted model, not a curated record
UGGUUUGUAAUAUUGUCCUUGAGUAGAGACUGGCGCAGCAGGUCCCAAGGUUCACCCCUGCCCGGCGCCACAGCACGCAGCAGCCACUUAAGCGGGCGCCUCAGUGCCUGGCAGACGUGUGUUGUAUCCUCGUGUGGGGCAAGACAGGUUCUCGGCGUGAUGGUGGUGGUGGAGGUGGAGGAGUCCCUGGUGGAGCGUUACCAGAGGGACGGCGCGGUACUGGUCCCAGGCGUGUUCAGCGAUGCUUGGCUGGACAAGGUUCGCCGCGGCAUCGCCCGGAACCUGGCUCACCCUUCCCAGUACAGCGAGAAGCUCACGGGCAGCGACGGGGGAGGUGCUUACUUCAACGACUACUGCAACUGGGGCUGGAUCGAGGAGUUCAAGGAGUUCGUGUUCCACUCCCCCGCCGCCGCCCUCGCCGCGCGCUUCAUGAGGUCAUCGCAGGUGUCUUUCUACCACGAGCACGUCCUCAACAAAGAGCCGGGCAGCAGCAAACGGACGCCCUGGCACCACGACCAGUCCUACUACCCUAUCGACGGGGACCAGGUGUGCUCUCUGUGGAUGCCCGUGGACCCCGUGCCUCGUGACGCCUGUGUGCAGUUCGUGGCGGGGUCGCACCUUUGGCCCCGCUGGUUCAUCCCUCGCAAGUUCGCUACGGAGCACAACUACCCGCUGAAGGACGCGAGGGAGGCGGAGGACUCUGGAGAGCGCCAAUAUUACGACGUCCCCGUGGAGGAAAUCGAGGCUGGGAAGUGGCCGAUCCUACAGUGGGAGUGCAAGCCCGGCGAUGUGGUGGUGUUCCACAUGCGGACCCUGCACGGGGCCUCCGGGAACCCCUCCGCCUCCACCCACCGACGAGUGCUCUCCACGCGGUGGCUCGGUGAUGACGCCGUGCUGGCCACUCGGCCGUGGCAGGUGUCCCCCCCAGUGACGGGCGGCCUCCUACCGGGCCAGCGAGCCGUCUGCGACACCUUCCCUCGCGUGACCUUCACCUGACCAGCCAGGGGACGCAUGCACGACGGCACCGCCUUCCUUAUGGACACUGCACACUGGAUGCUCAGCUUUUCAGGGCUUGCACACCCAUGCUUGAUAAGGCUUUUGUAGAGGUUGUGUUAGCAUUUCCAUGGAUAGUUUUAUGAGCCUAGGGAUAGUUUGGCAAGGCUUUCGCACCAUGAAUGUGGAAAACACUCCUGAGAACCUGACUAAUUGUGGCCUUUGGAUAAUUGUUGUGAGGGCCGAUUGUGCACACCAAAAGUGGUCUAUGAGCUUGGAUUUAGACUAUAAAAAAAUGUUAAGUAAA